Messenger RNA from Pipra filicauda (Wire-tailed manakin), 837 nucleotides. It is a transcript of the gene FABP1, whose product is annotated as fatty acid binding protein 1. The transcript has 4 exons. Gene Ontology annotation, biological process: fatty acid transport. Gene Ontology annotation, molecular function: fatty acid binding. Gene Ontology annotation, cellular component: cytosol; nucleus. The coding region runs from base 257 to 766 and encodes 169 amino acids. Lineage: Eukaryota; Metazoa; Chordata; Aves; Passeriformes; Pipridae. The record is from RefSeq and is a predicted model, not a curated record.
CUUCACCACUUUCUCCUCCUCCAGGUAUGUGCUUCCAUACUGCAAGCUCUUUAGAUGAUUUGGCUCGUUCCUCUGAUAAUUAAUCUCUUUGCACAAUUAUCAUUUUUUUUUAUCAUUUGUUUAUCGAUGCCACAUCACAACCUCCAUAAAAUUGAUUUUAUGGGAUUUUCCCUGCCCCCACACUGUAAAUUGUGGUAUGUAAAACGUAGAGCAAUUUAUCACUGACCAUUGCCCAGUUUUAUGUUAAUGUUUGAACAUGACCAUAAAACAAUUACAUCAUCUCACCUCUGGCCAACUUUUAAGGCAAAAGGACCAUAUAAAACCAGGCUCUGCUUGCAAGCAAGGUACCUUCUCUUGUGUUGGGAGCACAGAGAGCCUUUCCACCAUGAGCUUCACUGGAAAGUAUGAACUCCAGUCCCAGGAAAACUUUGAGCCCUUUAUGAAAGCCCUCGGGCUUCCUGAUGACCAGAUCCAGAAGGGCAAGGACAUCAAGAGCACCACAGAAAUUGUGCAGAAUGGGAAAAAGUUCAAGAUCACCACGACCACUGGCUCCAAAGUGCUGACAAAUGAGUUCACCGUUGGGGAGGAGUCUGAGAUUGAGAUGCCGACAGGACAGAAAGCAAAGGCUACUGUGCAGAUGGAGGGUAACAAACUGAUCACAGAGAUGAAAGGGAUGAAAUCCAUCACCGAGCUCAAUGGAGACACCAUCACCCAUACAAUGGUGUUGGGUGACCUCACCUACAAGAGAAUCAGCAAGAGAGUCUAGAAACCUUGCACAUACCAAUCAUUUUACUGUGUAAAAUGCAUCCAUUAAAAUAAAAUUUUUAUGAAAAACUU